AUGAACAACACAUUUGAUCUGAGGCUACAUUCAUUUGAUAAUUACUCAGGCACACCACAAAAGAGACAGAAUAGUUUAUCAUCACAAAUGGUUCAUACUUCCAACAAACGAACCCCUAAUCCACUUCAAACCCCCUUGGGAAUGCAAAGCGCCCAAGAAUAUCCAUUCACUGUCAACCACCACAACAACAAUAACAACCUGACUUUGAAUUCACCUACAACUGUACCACAAGUGUCAUCACCACGGUACAAUGUUCGAUCUAGAAAAAAUGUGAUCCAACACAUGAAAACCCCCACACCGUCAGCUUAUGAAGUUCCAUCCAGUCCUAAUAUUAAUCAUUUAUCACAUUUAUCAAAUCAUAAUCAUUCUGAUCUGUCUGAUUCCAAUGCUAUGUUGGAUAAUACUCAAGAGGCAAUGGACACUAAACUGGCAUCCCGUUCUUAUUCACAGCAACAAUCAUAUUCUCACCUGACACAUCCACAAAAUUAUCAACAACAACAACAACAACAACAGCAGCAGCCCACGCCGCAGACCUCAGCACCGCCACCAUCUCUGCAACAACAACAGCAACAGCAACAACGAGCUAUGUCGGAAGAAGAACAGCAACUUGCAGCAAAACUUAAAGAAACUUACAAAAAUAUUGUCAACUAUGAAGAAAUUGUUCAAAAAAAUUGUAUUGAAGUAACCUUAAAGAUAAACCAAAUAACUUCAACGAACAAUACAAAUUUGGUAUAUGGAUCACCUAUGGCAUCUCAAAAUUUGUCAAGUUCAUUAACUUCAAAUUCAUCAGUAGUUUCGAGUGCAACUAGAACAUCCGAAUUACUGAAUGAUUUAUGGACUGUAUAUCACCAAAAUGUAACCUUAUUGGAUAACUAUUACGAUUUUUUAGUUACAUCUUUAAAGCCAUCCUCAAACCAAACUCAAUAUAAAACCGGGAAAAACAUUGUUGAAUUAUACAAGAUUCCUAGAAGAAUGUGGGUUUAUGGAAUAGUGGGGUUUCUUGAAGUUUUGAAAAACAUAAUGAGCAUUUUUCAAGACCAUGAGAUUUGUCUGUGCUUCAUAUCAUAUUGCUUUAAUAUUAUUUCCAAUUUAGCAGAUCCAAUUUUAGAAAUGGAAGGGUGGUGGCUGGAAAAAUUGGGCGACUUAUCAAGAAUGGCCAUUGCCCUUUAUGCAUCCAAAUUCAUUGACUGGAAAAUCAGUGCUGAGUGCUGGUAUUCUGUUGCAAUGAAAACACUUUAUGGUCAUGGGAAAAUUUACUAUCACAUGUGUACUGUACAACAGGAUAAUUUAGAUGCUUUGGUCAACAUUGGUAAAUCUGUGAUUUGCCGUGAUCCUUUUGUUCCUACACAGCAUUAUUUAAGAUUAGUGGUGGAAAACAUAUGCACACAAAGAAACAUUUUGUCAUUGUUAGAAUUACCUAUUAUUGAUUUCAUUAAAAUUCAUAAAGUUUUACUUAGUAUUCAUAAUGGUAGAAGCAGCGACGGAAAUUCUUCAGAGAGUAUACAAGAUUCUCAAUUGCAAUACGGAAUUGAUUUGGUUACAAGAUAUGGAUUAACCUUUGGUUCUGAUUCAAAUGGGUAUAAUUUUUUCACCCGUGAAUUAUACGCUGCUGGCAAUGGUGCCAAUUCAGUCAAUGACCUGCAGCAACAGCAAUAUUAUCAGCAACAACAACAACAACAACAACAAAUGCAACAAAUGCAAUUACAACAACAACAACAACAACAACACCCGCCACCUCCGCAGCACCAUAUACAGCAAAUACAACAACCUAGUGCUACAAAUACUAUUGAAAAGAUGAAUUUUUGGUUUAAUAAGGGCUCGUUAUUCGCCAUUUCAAAUAUCAACCAUCUUGUUGGAUUUGGUGAUGCAAAAAACCCGUUUGCCAAAUUAUUUCAAUUACCAGAAGCAUUAAAAGAACGGAAAGACAAAAAAGAUCGUAAAAGAAAAUCAAGAAGUGCUUCACAAACAGAAGAUGCCAACUUGGCCACUAUUGGAAGUGGUGGAGUAGAUGGCCAAUCAGUUAUUGCUGGAGACUUAACUACUAAUGAUUGGUUUUAUUGUCUUCAAUUCAUUAACAAAUCGGUACUUGAAUUAUCCAUGAGAAUAUUGAACCAUUAUUUAAUUGGUCCCAAACAAGCAUCUACUGCUCAUAUAAUAGUGUGGUUAUAUUUCUUAAUUAGUAUUGGUGAAAGUGUACAGAAAUAUCCUUCCAGUCAAACCAUGAUCAAUUGGUUAUUUAAGAAAAUUUUUCCCUGGGAAUCCUUGAUUAAUUAUUUGAAUUCAUUAUUAUCAUUUGUGAAAAAUAGUCCAAAAUUAUGUGCAAUGUAUACUCAUUAUCUUCAAGUUAAUUAUAUUCAAUUUUUCAAUGAAAAUGAAUUUUUACCAGAAGUAUGGAAAUGUUGGGGUACUCUUUGGUUUGAUUUAAUUAGUGAAAAGAAUGAUUACAUUGAUCUGGAAACAGCUGGAGUUAAAAAUAACAAUCUAUUUGAUUUACCAAUUUGUGGAACUUACCCUGUAAUCAAUAUGUCAGGAGAUAAUUUUGAUUUGAAAUCGAAAAACCAAAUGGAGAAUGAUAAUGAUGAACGAAUUGUUCGUAUUAUAUUAUUGGCAAGAACCAUUGCUGAUAAUUAUGGAUUUGGAUUAGUUCGUACUAGUGAUGAAUUUAAAUUUGAUGAAAAUUUGUAUCAUCGAGAAGUCAAUGAUGCAUUUGCUGAAGAAUUUAUUUUGGAUAGUAGAUUUCUGCAAAAUAAUUUCAUGCAACCAAUAUCUCGAGAAAAUUUAACUUUUGAAACUAAUCAUGAAUUAUCAUCUAUUCAAAAAGAUGAAGUAUGGUUUGGUGGAUUUGAUAGUCAUUUGUAUGAUGAUGAAAACAUUGAAUUAGGUGAAGAUAUAAUUGAUUGUGAAGAAGAUAUUGAAGUAUAUGCCAAUGAAUAUGGCCGAGCUUCUACUGCUGUUGGUGGUGGUAGUAGUCACCAUGACAUUUACGGUGAUAGUUUUAUUGGAACUCCAACAGAUCCAUUAUCAUUAGGUGGGAGUAGUGAUGAAGAUUAUGAAGGGAAUUUUGGUGAUAAAAUAGAUAGUAAUGUAACUCAUAUAACAUUGGAUACUAACAUUUGGUUGAAGCAUUGUGGUAGAAUUUAUAAAUGUGUUAGAAAUGGGGUUAUAAAAGUUCUGAUUCCAUUGAUUGUAUUCCAAGAGUUGCGAGCAUUAAGAAAAUCACCAGAAGCCACUAUAGCUGAUGCUGCCACCAGAUCAGUAAUUAUAAUUCGUGAAUUAUAUUUGACAAGAGAAGUUGUCCCAUUGAGAUUCGAUGGCACGGUUGCAUCUGAUAUAAAUGAAACUACAGAAUUUGAAAAUAAUUCUACGUGGAGAUCAAAUGUUGAUGAAACAAUUCUUCAUGCAGUCAAUGAGCAUGAUGAAAUGGGUAAAAGAUUGAUGAAAGGGUUAAAUUUACGAUUAUCUUCUAGUACAAAAGAGGAUUUCAAUAAACGAGAUCCACCAGUGUUAAAUUCACGUAUGGCAAAGACAUUCAAAUAUUGUAUCUUGAUAACUGAUGAUAGAAAUAUGAGGUUAAGAGCUAAAACCAUUGGGUUAACUUCAUUUCAAAGUAAAUGGUUGUUUGGUCAAUUAGAGACAGUAUUUUCCGACAAGUGUAUUGAUUAG
Molecule: messenger RNA, 3663 nt
Organism: Candida dubliniensis CD36
Lineage: Eukaryota; Fungi; Ascomycota; Pichiomycetes; Serinales; Debaryomycetaceae
Exons: 1
Coding region: 1-3663 (1220 amino acids)
Cellular component (GO): nucleus
Molecular function (GO): protein binding
Source: RefSeq, a predicted model, not a curated record